Schistocerca gregaria is the source of this 32952-nucleotide messenger RNA. RefSeq lists its product as uncharacterized. The record is from RefSeq and is a predicted model, not a curated record. Lineage: Eukaryota; Metazoa; Arthropoda; Insecta; Orthoptera; Acrididae. The coding region runs from base 13632 to 14849 and encodes 405 amino acids. The transcript is spliced from 2 exons.
UAAACAUUUUACUCCACAUUUAUUCAAAGGAAAUCAUAAUUUAUAGCUUUUACACUAGUUACAUACAAUUAUUAGAUCUCCAAUAGUAUGUUAAUACAAAAUAAGUACAAAAGUCCUCUUUUAUACACUACAGUGGCAAUGUAACUGCCAAAAUGUUUUUGGGGGUAAAUUUAUGUUACAAACUAAUUACAAAUUAUUAUAGCCACAAGAGUAUUUUAAACACUACAUGAGUAGAGAUUAUUCUGGUUGGGACACUAUUAUUACAGUAUAUGUAAGAUCUAGCUUGGUCUUCCAUAGACUCAGAGAUACUUUCCCAUUUCUUUUUGUCCUCAUUUUCUGCUUCAAAGUCUGAGUUACAUCACUGUCAUCUGUACAUACAACAUUAUCUUAGAGAGAAUUUUCCUGUUCACUGAAUUCUGCAUUGUCCUUUAUUUCAGUAAUGUCAUAAUAAAACUCAACACUAUCCAUAUUUUGUUACUUAAACUAGCAGAAGAUGAGAUUAGAAUGGGUAUAAACUAACACUCUUGUGUGCCUUUCCUUACAUGACACACUAAGAAAAAUUCUAAGAGACAAAACAAAUAUGCCGACUAUUACAGGCACACUGUAACUAUACAUUUAUAAUAUUUACAACAAUUACACUUGUAUCAACAAACAGUUGGAGUCAGGCAGCAAAUAAUUCGGUCAUAUUUGACAACAGUGUUUGCCAUAAAGGUACUUAUCAAUAGGAUGUCUCACUCAUGUGUCUAGACUGAUGGGAACUGACAAGAAACCACCUGCAAUCUUAAAUUUUAUUUGGGUUUAGUAAUCUAGGAUUAAAAGGGGGCAUGAAGCUGAUUCUCUCCAUUUGGUGGUAAUGCCCAUGGUUUAAUUCCAAAACUUCCACAAUAUUUUACUGGGUGAAGACAGUGACACUGUUGAAGGUAGUCCACCCAUGAAAUGGAUGCUUUAGAUGUACCAGCUCAAACGGCACUACUCUAGAGUUAAUUGACUGUGCCAUACUUAUUAAUGGUAAAACACCAAUCUGUAGAAACUCUCAUUUCAAUUAUCCACAGUUUAAUUGAAACAAUGUGUGUACCUACAGUAGCUAUCAAAACAAAUAUGUUGUUAUUAAUACUAGAGCUACAUCGAUUCUAAUGACACAAGUAUUUGUCUAAAAUUUUCUUGAUGUAUUUAAAAAAAGUCAUAAUUUGAUUUAUAGGUAAUUAAUACUAAAUAUCAUUAUUGAUAAUGUUUUUUAUUUUCAUAGCAUCACUUAUAAAUUUACUAGCAAUAUAAAUGUUCAAUUUGCAACAGACUGUAAUAAUCAAUUGUUACAUGCUACCAUCUUUGCAUAAUAUAUAUCACUGGUAGAUUGCAUGUAUCUUUGUUUGAUGAGCUAUUCCCCCCAGUUGCCACUUAGUAUGUGUGGAAUGAGGUUGUGAAACAUGGAAAUAAGGAAAGUAUGAUUAUAUAUCAGAUAUUUUUUUGAAAAGUGCAGUGUUACACAUGUGUUUUAAAUGUAUUUAAAGUAAUAGUGACGAACAGAAAUAACCUGCAUUCAUUUAUUUAUUUCAUGGUAUUAUUAACAACCUGCAACCUUAGGACAUCAAGCUAAGCAUAUUAUACCUACUAGGCAAAAAAGCGGGCAGACAACAACAAGAAGAAGAAGUCUAAAGUUAAGUAAUUGUUCCUGAACACACACAUGCUUACUUAGCUAUUACAAGCUAAACAUCAAAUAUUACUUCAGUAAAGUUUGUAGGUUAAUGAACAGUUGCUUUCUUUGAAUAGCAUACAUGUGGUUUACAUACCACAUGGGGGAAAAGGGGAGAUGGGGGCAGAGGUUAGACACACCAAAACCAAUAUGAGGAAUGGAACAGCAAUUCACCUUGAUUAGGACCUCUGUGCCUCAACACUCACUGACUCACUGAGAGGGCUGUGUGCCGCUAAUACCCAAAAUAGUACACAUCUACAUCUAUACUGAACAAACCAUUAUACAGUGCAUAAAUUUACUAAUUCACCCACCAUGACAGCGUCACAGAACAUCAGUCAAUGAACCUAAUUGCAAAUGUGGAUUGGUCUAAACUGGCAUAACAGUUGUUGUCCAACAUCGACAGAUUCAGAGUUGAAAGUAAAAAUCAGUUUUGCCAGCUUUCACCAUGACUGGAGGAGCAUGUCGUGUGCUGACCACACUCUCAUAAAGCAGGGAAAUAACAUGGUCCAGCCUCUUGGCCACCUGCAUGGCUUUUAAGAAGGCCCACGAGAGUAACUAGCAGACCUGUGCCCACCAAUACACACUAAUAUUUAUUAGGCUGAUCUAUGGUCUAUCAAUAGGUCUGUGCCGUCGAUAAACUUGUCAUCAGAAAUAUCGAUACAUAAACAAACCAUCUUUGCACUGUUUUUAAUCUCUGACUUCUUUGCUUCCCACCAUGUUAAAGUUCAGUUCCAUAUGUGUUGUUCUACCAUGAUGUACAAUAAAAUAUAGUUCUCAACAUGUUGGUGUAUUCUCUGGAGACAACCACCCUAACCCCGAGUUUCUUCAUUAUUCGUUUUUGGUUUCUGACAGUGCCUGCGAUGACUGCGCCAGUUAUUUUUGUGUGUUUUACCAUAAUAGUGUUCAAACAAUGACUCUGGCUCCACACCUAACGCCCAAUUUUGUGACAAAUAUGCACCGUGUUGCUGGCGAUGUACACCCGCCAGGAUUGCAACAUGGUGUUUCUCCUUCAACGGCUCCCCUGGUGUCACAAUGUUCUCGAGCCUGUAACAAGUGAGGUUAGGAACACGCAUGACUCUGGUUACCAAAUGCCUUUGUUCCCGCCACUUCAUGUGCCUACCUCCUCUAACCGUGCCACCACUACUUAUGGCUCUUGAUGCAGUGUGGUACCAAUGUCAAACUCCAUUAAUGUUUCAUUGGACAACUUUCCACUGCCGGAGUAACAAUUCUUGACGUCUUACUCCGUGCAACCCCACGUUAACUACAGCCACGUGGUCAGCCCUACCAGACUCGUGGGCCUUUCACGUCAGAUUCCGACCAUGCUUGCACAUCAGCCUGCAACAUGAACAACAAGUGGUCUAGUGGGCCUAACGACGCCCUACAUUCUACUACUAUGCCCCAGUGCUCUGUGCCACAGCUCUCACCUUAUUCGAAUGUGAUUUCGAGUGGAGUGACUGAACAAUGAAUCUUUUUACCACUCACCCCAUGUUCGGCAUCACUAUACACACGGUGUUUUGGUUCAGCCCACACCUCCGCUGCCUCCCUGCCACACAGGUGAUUACAGCUGAACUCUCUCGUCGAGCUAUCAGCGUGUUAACUUGCGCCCACAGUUCAUGAAUUAUUUAUCACCUGUCGCAUCCGCGCCGGCUCCUGUUGAGCUUCCGCAUUCGUUUUCGGCACAAACCGGUGCCUCAUCCGCGUCAGCCUUCCGCGACGUGACACAUCGUCCUCCACCGCAAUGUGACACCUUCACUCUACUGCAGGGCCAGUUCACAGCUCCAUCAAGCUCCCCGACCACGCCGCGAAGGCUCGAGAAUGCUACUGCUGCCCACGCUUUGGACGUCAUAUCUGCUUCUGUUUGUAAAUAAACGUCUGUAAUGAAGAAUUACUUGUUGUCAAUAUGAACUCAAGACCUUUUGCACGAAGCAGACACCUCCUAAUGCAACGUUUUAAUUUGGUUGAGGAAGCUGGGAUCGCUAUAAGUGCAAAUAAAUUGAAGUGGAAUGUUUUAAUUUGGUGUUAAGGAGCAAAACAUCUUACCAAAAGAACAACACGAGUUAGUCGCUGUUGACUUAUAUGGACCAUUACCGACGACCAGAGGAGGCUAUUGCUACAUUUUUGUUAUGGUUGAUGUUUUUUCAAAAUUCAUUAAGUUAUACCCUCUUCGCAAGGCAAACAGUAAGAGCAUUAUUUCAAAAAUCAGGAGACUAUUUUGGCAGGGUUGGAAAACCUCAGAAAAUCUUAUCAGACAAUGGGACUCAAUUUACUUCUGGAGUAUGGAAAGCUUUUGUUGAAGAUGAAAAUAUAAGUCACAUUCUUAUUUCAGCUUAUCAUCCGUCACGAAACCCCUUCAGAGAGAUACACGAGGGAAAUUGGGCGAUUCUUUAGAACCUACUGCAAUACUGAUCAUGCUAGUUGGAUUGAUUAUGUUGAGAAAUUCGAAAAUGUUGUGAACAGCCUACAGCAUUCCUCAACAGGGUUUUCGCCUUAUGAAAUACAGUAUAAUAGCAAACCACCACAUCCAAUUAGUGAUUUCAUUGAUUUUCCAGUCUGCAAACCAUUAAGUGCUCAAGAGAGAGAGGAAAUAGUGAGAAAGACCAUGAAAUCUCAAGGUGAUAAGAGGAAAUGUAGACAUGACAAAAGAUUGAAGCCUACUCAAUUUCAAAUUGAAGACUUGGUCCUUGUUAAAACACAAGAGAAGUCUAAAGCCAUCAGUGGUGAAUUAAAAAAGUUUUUUGACAUAUACAUUGGACCUUUCAAGAUUCAGGACAAUCCUCAUCCGAAUGCUUACCGUCUAGUCUACCCAAAUUCUGGCAGGCUGUUUGGCCUACGAAACGUGACCAAACUGAAAUUGUUCUGUAAUGAAGAAUUACUUGUUGUCGUCAAUAUGAACUCAAGACCUUUUGCACGAAGCAGACACCUCCUAAUGCAACGUUUUAAUUUGGUUGAGGAAGCUGGGAUCGCUAUAAGUGCAAAUAAAUUGAAGUGGAAUGUUUUAAUUUGGUGUUGAGGAGCUGAAAUGUUAUAAUUUGAACCAAGAACAGAAGGUAGAAUUAGAAAGAUUAUUGUGGAAUUACUGUGAUGUUUUUGAUGAUAGACCUGGCAGAGUAAAGAAUUAUCAAUGUAAACUCAGAUUAAAACCACAUGAGCCAUUCUUUAUAAAACCUUCUAGUGUACCCAUUGCAAAGAGAAAAGAUGUAGAAAAUGAACUUCAAAAGAUUGGAAGAGUGGGGCAUCAUUGAGAGAAGUAAGAGCCAAUACAAUAAUCCUUUGGUAGUGGUUGCAAAACGUGAUGUCAGUGUCAGGCGUGUACUAGAUUCAAGACACCUAAAUAAGUAUCUGGAAAGAGAGACCGAUCAUCCCGAGAAUAUAGACGAAUUACUUCAUAGGUGUAUUAAUACCUUUCCAAACAAUGAGAGUCUUUGACAAUGUUUUGUUUACAAUACGAUAGCAAUUCACGACUUAAAACUAAAUUAGACAUUACAGAAUUUUAGUACAGAUGAAAGUAAGUAAAAGGAUCAGUACAUAUAAAUUCUUACAAGCAUAAUUUCCAAAUAGAUUUUAUAAGAUUUUUCUACCAGUUUCUGGAUAACCUUCACCAGAUUUGUACCGAUGUUUCCAUAAAUAUCUUGACAUUUGAUUCUGGAUAUUUCUUGAGUGAUUUAGAACUAUUUAUAUGUAAAAUGAUUUAAAUCGUGUUUCAAAACGUAAAUAAAUCCUUUUAGCAAUAUUUCUUGAUACAAAUCGUCUUUCGAAAUUAGGUUAUGAAACAGUUUUCACAAGUUUUCGUAUUUUUGCGAUCAUAAUAUAGAAUUUCUCCAUAGAAAGUUCCAGAAGUUAUAUUAUGAUCGCAAAAAUGCUUCGUGCAAAAGGUCUUGAGUUCAUAUUGACGACAAGUAAUUCUUCAUUACAGACGUUUAUUUACAAACAGAACUGACAGACUUCACAGACACAACAACUGACUCUCAGAGCUAACCGCACUGCAUAUCCGAACUGGCAACUCCUAGGUGUAUUAAUAUCUUUCCAAACAAUGAGAGUCUUUGACAAUGUUUUGUUUACAAUACGAUAGCAAUUCACGACUCAAAACCAAAUUAGACAUUACAGAAUCCUAGUACAGAUUAAAGUAAGUAAAAGGAUAAGUACAUAUAAAUUCUUACAAGCGUAAUUUCCAAAUAGAUUUUAUAAUAUUUCUCCACCAGCCUCUGGAUAACCUUCACCAGAUUUGUACCGAUGUUUCCAGAAGUAUCUUGACAUUUGAUUCUGGAUAUUUCUUGAGUGAUUUAGAACUAUUUAUAUGUAAAAUGAUUUAAAUCGUGUUUCAAAACGUAAAUAAAUCUUUUUAGCAAUAUUUCUUGAUGCAAAUCGUCUUUCGAAAUUAGGUUAUGAAACAGUUUUCACAAGUUUUCGUAUUUUUGCGAUCAUAACAUAGAAUUUCUCCAUAGAAAGUUCCAGAAGUGUGCAUUAAACGUUCAUUUACAGACUUUCUCUUUAGCUGGUGAGGCUGCUUCCAGGCCCCCACCACUUGCGAAAUUGCCAAAACUACCUGCAUUCUCCAUCGAGAACCCCGAAUUCUGGUUCGCCUUAGUCGAGCAGAUCUUUCAAUAUUAUUUGCUUGAUGGCUACUCAUGGUAUAUUUGUCUCAUUAACAGUCUCCACGACCUGCUGACUUGAUUCAUGAUUUAAGUCACCACACCUCCUCAGGUAGACAUAUACGCUUCUGUCAAGAGGACGAUACUGAAAUGUGUUACAUGAACGUCGACUGAGAAGGUUCAGCAGCUCAUCUCCAAGGAACAACUCGGUGACUCGACUUCAUCACAGCUGUGGCGCCGUCUCCAAGUCCUCGUUAACAACCAGGCCAUGCCCGAUAACACACUCUUGUUAAUCUGGAUCAAGAAACUUCCUCUUUCUGUCCUAACUGCCAUCUCUUGCCGUGAAGAUCAAGCAACUGAUGCACUUCUCCGCGCCGCUGACCGAGCUCAUUCUGCACUACAACUCGAGCUUCACACCCGGCAAACUGAACCCGCCUCCCACCAACAGCUUUGCCCUCCCCCUGCACGCCACAGACGCCGCGUUAAUUUGGACACCAGUAACCACUCGCUGGCACCGCCGAUAGCCUCGCUCCCUCCUGCAGUCAACUCUUUGGCAGGCACGGACCCUCAUCCUUCCCCCUUGGCUAUGGGCUCUCUGCAGAAUGCACAUCCACAUUACCCCUACUGCUACUUCCACACAUGUUUCGGUGAUGCAGCAAGGAACUGCAGGUUGCCUUACUGUUUCCCAAAUGCCGGUCGCAGGUAGGUUCGGGUGACACCUCCUGCACACAAGACAGGCACCUCCCAGUGCUUCACUCAGUUUGUGAACGACCUAACCUUUGUGGAAGCUUAUAUGUCAAAGACAUGUCUUAAGGUCAACAGUUCCUCAUUGACACAGGUGCUGAUGUGUCCCUACUACCCACGUCUCUAGCAUCUGAGAACAUUCGUUCCCACCACUUAUCACUACAAGCCGUCAACUCCACUAAACUGCAGUGCAUUGGUUCGACAUCCCAUUCUGUUAUGCUCUCUCCGAACUGCAAGCUCGAGUGGACUUUCCUAGUCUGUGAUAUUGACAAACCUAUCAUAGGCAUUGAUUUCUUGCGCCACCACAAACUUCCCCAGGACAUAGUGCGCAACAUCGUGUUUCAUCACCUGACAAACACUUUCCCUGUGCUCCGUCAAGCCCUUGCUCCCUGGAUGCAUCUGUUCGUGCUCAACUAGUACACACAUGCUUGUCUCUUUUGACUGCGCUGCAAGAAAUUACACACAAGUGCUUCGUCGAGCAAGAACAGGUCACUCGCCUACGCAACGAAAAUUUCGAGCUCUCCCGCCGGAUCCACGAAAAGCAGUUCGAGCUCUCCAUCGCUCUCAAGAAAUUAAAAACACUUCAACAAGGACAAAUCAAGGUUAGUAAGUGCAUCGACUGCACAGACAAUCCUACUUCCGUGUGCUCCUCACCCGUCACCUCUAUCAACUGUGCUGUCACCGCAAUGUCGUACACAGACGUGUGUAAACUAGGCCCCCGUACUGCUGUCGCCGCAUGUACUGACAGCCCCAUAGUGCCACGCCCUCCUCACGCCACAGUUGUUGACUCUGACUUGUGUACCACUACGCAUGCGCGCUGCGCCUCACUUCAGCCUGGCCUGCCCCCAGUGGACGAUCUUGCAAACUGUGAAACCGCUGCUCCUGUACCGCCACCGUGUGAACUCUAUGAACUACACAGACAGUGUACUCGCGUCUGAACGCAAUUCACAUGUUUCGACCGAGACCAUGCUGCCACAGGCCACACCCACGGCCGUGGUGCCUACUAACGAUUCACUAACCCAACCGAACUUUUAUGAUUCCGGAGUUUGCACUUCGGGCCGGCGGCCAUCUUCUCGCGUUGACUCCCGGGACACGUCACCACCUCGGCUUCCUUUGGAAAAGCCGACCUACACCGAUUGCAGUAAUCCUGCACCGCUGACUCGCACAAUGCGAGCAGUACACAAACAGUCUCCCUUGUGUCAGGCAACAUCACUGUGGUUACUAACGGAACAAUGCACAGAUUGCUCCUCACACAGGGGCCUCCCAUCUCUAGUAAACCCCAGAGACUUUGCCCCGAGCACCUUUGUGAUCUCAAAAAGCAAAUCACAAAGCUCUUAAACGCCGGUGUCAUCGAACCCUCCGCCAGCUGCUGGUCCACUCCCAUUCAUAUGACACCCAAAAAAGACAGAACCUGGUGCAUGUGCGGGGAUUACAGUCGCUUGAAUGCGAGAACUCUAAUGGACAACUACUCUGUACCAAACAUUGCCGACUUCACCAGCGCUCUAUCGGGCGCAUCUGUUUUUUCCAUCAUCGACUGUAAACAGGCUUACCACCAAAUUCCAAUGGCCCCCGAGGAUAUUGAAAAAACAGCAAUCACCAUGCCCAUAGGCCUCUUUCAAUUCCGAUUUAUGCCUUUUGAACUCAAAAACUCCACACAGACAUGGCAACGUUUUAUUAACAAGGUUUUGUUCGGCCUCAUAUUCUGUUUUGCUUACCUCAACAACAUACUUGUCUUCAGUUCCUCUGUCGAGGACAAUAUACAUCAUGUGCAGACCGUUCUAGACACCUUGAAAGCCACAGGCAUUGGAACCAACCCCAACAAACUACAACUGCAACAGCCUGCUGUCACCUUCCUUGGGUUCCAGGAAUCGGCUGACGGUAUCACACCUCCACCGGAGAAAGUACAGUCCAUCUUAGAUCUACCAAGACCUUCUUCAUUCAGAGAACUUCGGCGUUUUCUUGGCACCAUGAACUACUAUCGAAAACACCUACCCCAAAGCCGCAGGAAUCCAAGCCCUGUUAACCGACACUUUGGCAGAAAAAAACACCUCUGGAACCCGACCUGUGCAGUGUACACCAGAAAUGACAGAAUCUUUCUCGGCACCUGACGCAAAUAUUCGGCGAUCGAUCACGAACUGCUGGAUGUGUACGAGGCGAUCGAGAACAUUUUCAAAAGGAUGUCGAGGGGGCGCUCAUUCUAUGUUCUCACUGACCACAAACCCUUGGCAGCUGCUAUAAUGAACUCCCCGGCCGACCCUCCCCAAGUCGCUUCCGUUAUUUCGACUUCAUUUCACAGUUCCCUGCCAGUUGGAUCUUUCUGCUCUCCCUGAACUCCAAUCCUCUGACGAAGAUACACAGAAAUUAAUCUCUGACCCAGCUUCUUCUCUACACCCGGUUCUUACCACCUUUCCCGGUAUCUCCGGUGAAGUAUGGUGCGAUGACAGUGGGCACACUCCACCCCGUUAUGCCCACCAUGCUCCGUCGAGCUGUUUUCAAUGCUCUUCACAACUUGGCUCACCCUGGCAUUCGAGCUUCAGUCUGCCUAGUCGCGGAGCACUUUGUUUGGUGAAACAUCAAUAAAGACUCGCAACAGUGGGCACAUGUAUGCCUUGCUUGUCAACGCAACAAGGUACACAAACACACCCAAACACACCUCUCCCCCUCCCGGCAACGUCCCUAUACCCCCCUGGGCGAUUUCGAACGUGCACAUCGACAUUGUGGGCCCUCUUGCCGCCUCCAAUGGUUUCCGCUACAUACUUUCCACCAUUUAUCAUACUACUCAUUGGGACGAAGCCGCCCCUCUUCCCAACAUUACCACAGAAACUGUCGCUCGUUCUUUCAUUGAGUCGUGGGUAUCGCAUUCCGGUUGUCCCGUGGUCAUUCCCAUCAACGAGGACCAUCAGUUCAAGUCAGCCAUUGAACAAAAUGGCAUUUGCCAUAUCUGCGGAAUCCGACGCAUACACAUGACUGCUUACCAUCCGCAAAACAAUGGCCUUGUUGAGCACUGGCACCGCACCCUCAAGGUGGCCCUCCGCUGCCAUGAUUCCUUAUGGAUGGAGACCCUGCCGCUUGUACUGUUCGGUGCUCAAGCAACCUACAAGGAAGACAUCAAAGGGACAGUUGCAGAAUAUGUCUAUGGACAAACCCUGGUCCACCCAGGAGAACUCGUCUGUCCUCCUGCCUAUCACUCGCUUUCACCCCUACCCUCGUUCAUUGAAAGUGUGAAAUCCCACUUCUCCAACGGUCUAUGUACUCACUUCCCUUUCCGACUGUAAUUUUGUCAUGCUCCGGGACGACUCCGUAUGAGCACCUCUCCAGCUCCCAUACUCUGGCCCUUAUAGUGUGCUUCGGCGAUCCACAAACUCAUUUGGCAUACUGAUAAAGAAAUUCCCCCAUCACUGUGUCGCUGAACAGACUUAAAACAGCUCAUGUCGAGCCCGAAUCUACGCCAUCACCUGACACGAGCGCUCCACUCCGCCUACUGCCACAUGAUGCUCCACCUUUGCUCCCUCCCUCGAGCGAUCACUCACCGUCGUGUGCAUCUCAGAACUCCUCUUUGAGCUCAUUGCCGAGCUCCCCACCAACCACACUCUCUCGAUCGAGCUCACAACCCACGACCACAAACUGCUCUCGCCUGAGUCACCGUGUUGAGGUUUCUCUUUCCCCACUCCCCUGGUCAACACUCCCUCACUUGAGGUGACAGUCCCUGUGCCCUCUGACAUCAUUUCUAUAAUACUCGGGGACAAUUUGCUAUUUAUCGUGUGUUUCUCAUCGCCCAGUGAUAAUUCUGUGAUAUUAUGCCACUUAAUUAAGUGUUUCCCUCUGCCGCCUGACGUCGACCUUGAAACGCUCCGGGCAUUCGCAACACCUUCGGCCGACAUUGUCAUGAUUGCUCCGUACAGACCCGCCUCCUCCCGACACACACAGCCUGUAUGAUGACCGGCUCACUUCCACGAUUUACAUGUCAACUGGCAAACCGUCGCAGCUCGACAACUUCCAACACCACUACUGGAGGACUCCGUCGAGCUUACUAUCGUUCGUCUACCUCGCACAACUCCACCUGAUGCCAUAGUUACCCCUCCUCUGGUCUCUCAACAGUACUCCGUACUGGGGCAGCGGUAUGUGGCGCCGAUGAACUCAUCACCAGAAACAUCGAUACAUAAACAAACCAUUUUUGCAUUGUAUUCAUCUCUGACUUCUUUGCUUCCUACCAUGCCAAAGUUCAGUUCCGUAUGUGUUGUUCUGCCAUGAUGUGAAAUAAAAUAUAGUUCUCAACAUGUUGGUGUAUUCUCUGGAGAAAACCACCCUGAAUCCACCACAGGUCAAUUGAAAUGAUAGAUGAGUGGUAGUGUGAUCUGUCUGGAAUUCUUAUUUUGUGCUUUCAAUGUUUAUAACUGAACUCUUCUUAUUGAUAUUUUGCUCAGUAAAGUAUUCAUGUAAACCCUAAGUACAAUAUUAUCACUUAUAUGGCGAAGCAGCACAAGCAUUACAUAAUUGACACUAAUAAAAAUCAAGAUGAGCAUGACAAGAGACACAAAUUUUAUGUGGUCAGUCACUAUCAAGAAGAAAAUAAGAAAGACUAACUACUACAUAUCACAAAUUCCAUUACCCAGUCACUGCACCAGCUUCCAAGACACUCCUUUUAUCUCAUAAAUGAAGUGAUAGGAAGGGUGUCCAGGAAUGAUCUGUAGUGCAAAAGUAGUGCUCCUCCCCACGGUAGGCUGCCAACUUGUUUGGAAAUAUAUGCAUGGCACAUAGAGAGCCCAUGCCAUUUCAGUACUUCUUACUUUGCUUGCUACAAUCCUGCUCUCUGAUGAUUCCUUUUCCCAAACUUGGUCUAUAGAACAACUUCCUUGUUGACAACCUGGCUAUUCUAUAAGAUACUGUAGCGAUAGUGAGUACUUAUUUUAAUUUCUCCAGACUUUCUUUUUCUUCACUCGUUUCAGGUAUCCCAUAUCUGGUCCCACUGCAGGUUCCCUUACUAUUCUUUCAAAAUUUUACAACAGUUCAGAUAACGCAAAGAAGGUUACCCAAUAUGGUGCUCAUCCCAUCCAUUCUGCAAUUAUAGCUGAAGUGUAUAUUGUGGGAGUGGAUUUCAUUACACACUCAAAUCCUAACAUGGUAUCUUCUAUUCUGGGGCCACAUACCCGAUCAUAUAGUAACCAACAAUACAAUGCCAUCAACCAGGUGACCUUUACAGCAAAGAUGCAGGGCCUGCUCCAGAAGGUGACAGCCUGAAGGUCUCACAUGCCCGCUGGGUCAGGAGGCAGCAGGGUGAUCAUCACCAGAGAUCAUCGACCCCCAAAUGCCUCCUGACUAGCCCAAAGAAUGGCUCCUACCCCUCGAUCGUGGUCACUGCUAUUCCAGCAUAACAUCAAGCACUGGCAUGUUGGUCUGAAUUGCUACAGCAGAGAAGGCUGUGAGAUGACGACAGCCAACAGCACGCUGACUAGGACCAUACCACACGUGAGCGGCCCCUAUACGAAGAGAACAUAAGCGCUACUCCAGCUAGCCACACCCACACUAGAAGAUGCACGCUAGAAGAUGAGCCGUGACUCGUGAACAGUAUUAUUUGCUUGCAUGGAAAUUGUAUAUAUUAAAGGACAUUGAUUAUUUGCAUGACACCAUUUGCUUGUGACACCUCAUUGUAAAUCUGCUAAGUUAAGUACUGUCAAUUCAAUUUAACCCUAGCAUUACCAACGGGGCAGGGGGGGGGGGGGGGGGACGGCUCGUAGGCCCACUGACUCAGUUUUUCUAUGUUGUAUCCACACCCUUUGAUAUAUGAACUUGAAAGCAAAGGUAAUUGUUCGUUAUUGAAUGUACUAUUGAGUCAUUACAGAAUUUCGGAAUAAAAAUGUAAUUAAAAUUCAUUUACUUGAUUUAAUUCUCUGUGGGCCUUAGAAGCCCACCCGUUGGUAAUAGCCGAGGAAAGAUUUACGAGGUUGAGUCUUUCAUUUCAAAUUCUUACCAUAAAACGAAUUUUGGCAUUGUUGCCUUCAGAUAUAUUAUUAUGAAGCGGACCAUUGUUAUUUUCAGUGUUUCUGCUGCUGUUGAACCAGCAACAUGUGUAGUCAACGUUUACGUGAUAGUUCCAUUGAAAGAGUGCUAGAAGAAGUUUUGGACGAAUCAGAUUAAGAGGAAAGUGAAGUGGAUGAUGAUGUGGAAGAAAUUAGAACUGAUUCAUCGUCUGAGAAUGAAGAUGAGGUUGAAGCCAAUCCACCAGAUGAUAAUGAUACAGAAUGUGAUAAAUUCAUUGCAAAAAGUGAUAAAUUCAUUGCAAAAAGUGGACGAGAGUAUAUUACGAAGCCAUCUCGACAAUAUCGGCGUUCUGUACAAAAUAUAGUGCGAGAAAGAAUGGGGCUAGGACAACAAGGAAGAAUUGUGUCUCCGAAAGAGGCUAUAGAGCUCUUUUUUACACCUCAAAUUAUGAAUCUAAUAAAACUACACUCAAAUGAAGAGGCUUCUCGACUAGGUAUUCAGCACACAGAUGAAGAUGAGUUAUUUUGUUAUAUAGGACUCUUGCCAAUCGUGGGUUCAAAUAUGACAAUAAGAUACCUGUCCAAGAUUUAUGGUCUUUGCUUCAGGGCCGACAAGUGUACUAUGGAUCAAUGAGUUGGACCCGAUUUUUCGAAUUGACUAAAAUAUUGAGGUUUGAUGAUAAGAACACAAGAGAAAUUCAUCGCCAGACUGACAAGUUUGCUCCAAUGAGGGAAAUUUUUGAAAGCUUCAAUUCUUCACUUCCAUUGUAUUUCAUUCCUGAUCUACAUACAACAGUGGAUGAGAUGUUGUCUUUGUUCCGUGGUCGCUGUCCAUUCAAGGUGUUUCUAAAAGAAAAACCUGGAAAAUAUGGCAUUCUAAUUCGAAUGCUGUCUGAUUCUGAGACUAGAUAUGUGAUCAGCAUGGACAUCUAUACAGGCAAGUCAGGAAAUACACAGCAUUCAAAUGGACCGAUGGAAAUUGUAAAGAGACUAAUAAAACCUAUUGAAAAAUCAGGCCGUAAUGUUACCACAGAUCGGUACUACACUUCAGUGGAGCUUGCUGAGACUCUAUGGAAUGAUUUUCACCUCACACUUGUUGGCACCCUACAGUCUAACAGACGACACAUACCUGAAGAGCUGAAGACUACAACUGGCCACAGUUUACACUCUUCCAUCUUUGCUUAUACUGACCCUCAGACACAGAGACCACCAGUUACUCUUGCAUCAACGCUAGUCCGCGAGAAGCCAAAGCGACUGCUGUUGAUGCUUUCAACUUAUCACUCAGAAGGGGUGUUGAAUGAAGACUCAAAAAAGACUAACAUAAAUCUUUUUUAUAAUUCUACAAAGGGAGGCGUGGACACCAUAGACCAGAUGGCAAGACACUACAGCACAAAGAGAGGAACAAGAAGAUGGCCUUUGUCUCUCUUCUACACACUCAUUGACAUAGCAGCAAUAAAUGCAUAUUCACUCUUCCUCCUCAACUUUCCGAAUUGGAAAAAGAAUUUGCUAAACCGCAGAAGGGUUUUUAUCACUAACUUAGGUCUCGAACUAAUAAGAUCUCAAGUAGAUAAACGGGCACAAAAUUUGUAUGGACUUCAGAAGCCAGUAAUAAUGGCAAUGGAAAGCAUCACACAACGGAAGCUCAGCUGCUCUGUAGAACCAUCAUCUGCAACAGCAGAACCAGGAACACGUGGAUGGUGCCACCUAUGCUGCCAAGAAGCUGCAUCUAAAAAGAUCAAGUACAACAAGCUGGGAAAGUCAACUGUUACCUGCUCUCAGUGCCACAAACACGUCUGUGGGAAACACUGCAGGAAGACAGUGUUGUGUGAAAAAUGCGUUGCAGAAUGAGACAGUAAAUUUUGUUUGCUUCAUGUAGUGUAUCGAAUUAAAAAAGUCGUUUUUAUAAGAAAACACUAUUUUGAAACAUUACUCCAAAAAUAUAUAUAAACUGAAUCUCGUGAUUUGUUCAUUUUAUUCCUAUUAUAAUAACAUCUUUUAUUAUCCAGUAUACAAAAACAAUGUCUAAGCAUUUUGAAUUGUUAUUAGAGGUAUCAGAAGUAAAUAAACUUGAGUUAUGAUAAAAUAAAUUGUGGUAAUCUUUAUGGGCCUUUGAGGCCUCCCCGUUGGUAUUACAUGUACCAAAAAUACGUUGGUAAUGCUAGGGUUAAUGUAAUAAAAACCAUUAAUAUGAUAUGCUUGAACUGUUGUCUAACUGUCUGAGAAAACAGCUUCCUAGGUACUCUAUACUAGACGAGUGGGCCAGACACGACAACUGCAGCCACUGCUACACUACAAAUACCAGCUCAUAAAAUAAGCUCAUCACACAGAUGCCAGGAGCAGCUUUGUCAGUGGAGCAGAACUAAUUUUAGAACCAGAAAAGCCAACAGAGUUUAUCACAGGUAAAUGAAAGUUACCAAUUUUGAGAAGUGGGUGCAGGAAAAACUGCUCCCCAAUCUAGAUUUAGGUAGUUCUAUAAUUAUUAAUUGUGCUCCCUCUCAUAGUGCGCAAGAGAACAAAGCAUCAAAAUCUAUAAAGCUGACUACAAAUCUACAUAAAGGUUUUCUAAAGAACACUGAAAAGCCAUAUGUAAAAAAUGAAAGAUUUCCACUACUGACUGAUUCUUGGGAUGGACAAACCAAUCCCACAUUGUACAAUGAAUUUUUUUCAAAAUGAUAGGCAUCUGCCUACUAGCACCCAGCAAGUAAUUCCACCAAAAUGCAGCCAUGUGACAUAUUUUUCCAUGAAGUAAAAAUAUUAAUUGAAUGUGUGCAAAACUGUGCCUACCUCACUGAAUAAGGGCGUGAAAUCAGUUAGAGAAAAAAGUGUGUAAGAGUUCAAGCAAUUGUUCACCACCAGUUGCUCUCUCCCAUCUUUGGUGAAAUGGUCAGGUACGAAUGGUUAACUUCCAAAAUUUGAAAAACAUUAAUUAAAAUUAAAAAAAAAAGAAAAACACUUUAGGAAUUUGAAUGAAGUUUGCUUUCCAAUUGACAUACAGCAACGGUAAAAAUGCAGCACUUGUACAGUUUAUGUACUCAAUGCUGUGAAAAUUAUUAUUUUCAAUGUUUUUUAAUGCUUAUCAGUGUGGUAUAAAACAGUGGACACAGUCCAAAUAAAGAGUAUUUGAUUUUUCAUUUAAUGAUUUCAUGGGGUCAUGUGGCUGCAAACAGACCCUGCAGUAUCCUGGGCUGUGACAGCCAGUUCCAUCCUUUUAAGUGCUCUGGGUGAGGCGCUGACUGCAGUAGCAGUUCUUCAAUCAGAGCUCUCACUAAGGAACCAUUAGUAUCAUUGAUGCCAUAUUCCAGCCAGUAAUUCCUGUUAUGUAGAGCCGCCUGCACAGUUACCUGCCAUCGCUUUGACAUGGCCUCUGCACUAGUAAGGACGCAGUCAAAGGGGGACUCCAGGGAGUCAGGAUCCCCUGUAUCACCCUUAUGAGAAUAUAGACGACCUAGUUGCAUGGGAUGAUCAGAUUUUCCAUUUGAGGUCGUUGCUGUGGUGUAUAUGCAAUGUAGCACAACUCUGAUGUGGGUGUAUAAGCACCAACAUGUGCCCAAGGGACUAGUGUGGCAUUUGUGUCUUUCUGACGUGCAGGGGGUAAAUGUGGAAACACGAAUUAUGGUGACACCAUUACCAAAUGCAUCUAAGCAGGUCCAACACAGUGUUAUUCUUCUCUUGGCUUCAGGAGGACAAACACUGGUACACAUUUCUCAGAGAAUGAAGAAUGUGUAUGGAGAAGUAUGUCUGCCGAAAACUACCACUGUGGAAUAGUGUGACAAGGAGUGCUGUGCUACAAGAUAAUUCAUGUCUCCAUAUCGCAAAUGCUGUAAAGCAGACUUACCCCAAUUCAAGCGCAAGACACUCAAACACCCACUCUAUAGUCCUCAUCUCUACCAAUGUGAUUAGCAUGCCUACACUCCCUUAAAAAUGUGUUGAAGGGUCGACGAUUCCUGUUGGACAAGGAUGUGUAGCAGGCAGCUACAGACUUCUUCAUGCAGCAGGACACAGUGUUUUACCAAAUGGGUAUCUUCAACCUGGUGCAUCGGUGGAAUGAUUGCCUCAAUGCCCAUGGCAAUUUUGCCUGACUGACAUACCAACUGUGGACUUCGAAUUGAAACUUUUUGAUGAUGCUUCCUUGUAUUUUGAUGAUCAAUCAUACGACAUAGUGCGUACUAUCGACAGUCAACGAGACCAACCACUGUAUAUUGUUGACCUUAUUAUUUGAGUCUAACUCGCAGGUAGGAAUGGAACUGCAACAAACUUCAGAAAUGGAAUUGCUGGAAGGGCUUGGUUUGACCACUUUCUUCAACGUCAUUAAGAUAAGCUUUCAAUUAGAAAGCCAACCGGAACAUCAUAUGCUCGGGCAAAAGGUUUUACCUGUGAGAGGGUUAACUCAUUCUACGACUUACUACAAGCUGAAUACCAGCAACAUAAAUAUCCAGAAGAUCAUGUAUGGAAUGUCGAUGAAACAGGCCUUAGUGUAGUUCAGACUAAGAUCCCACAAAUAAUUGCAAGCAGAGGUAAACGCCAAAUUUGUUCUCUGAUUGCUGCAGAUCAUGGGUCUCUAGUAACGGUCAUCUGUGCGAUGAGUGUGGGAGGUUGAUAUGUUCCGCUGAUGUUCAUAUUCCUGAGAAUGAAGGGUUUGACCACUUUCUUCAACAUCAUCAAGAUAAGCUUUCAAUUAGAAAGCUAACCGGAACAUCAUAUGCUCGGGCAAAAGGCUUUACCCAUGAGAGGGUUAACUCACUUUACGACUUGCUACAAGCUGAAUACCAGAAACAUAAAUAUCCAGAAGGUCAUGUAUGGAAUGUCGAUGAAACAGGCCUUAGUGUAGUUCAUACUAAGAUCCCACAAAUAAUUGCAAGCAGAGGUAAACGCCAAAUUUGUUCUCUGAUUGCUGCAGAUCAUGGGUCUCUAGUAACGGUCAUCUGUUCGAUGAGUGUGGGAGGUUGAUAUGUUCCGCUGAUGUUCAUAUUCCCGAGAAUGAAUAUGGUAGACAUUCUUAUUAAAGGUGCUUCUCCUGGGUCAAUUGGGAGAGCCCACCCAUCUGGUUGGGUUCAAGCAAACCUAUUCACGGACUGGCUGAAACAUUUUGUUGAAAAAACAAAGCCAACAGAGACUUCGCCUAUUCUAUUCAUCCUUAAUGGUCACUUCUCCCAUGUAAGGAAUAUUGAUGUGGCACGAAAAAACUUCAUCACCAUUUUGCCACAGUCUUCACACACAACACAGAAACUGCAACUCCUGGAUCAUACUUUUAUGGGUGCACUUAAAGACUCACUACAGGGAGAAUAUUCGUCAGUGGAUACUUAAUGAAAGCAAACCUGUUGGACCCUAUGAUGUGGCGUCUCUCUUUGGCAAGGCCCACCUCUAGUGUACAACCAGCAUUAAUGCAGUAAAUGGGUUUAGGGUAACAGGAAUUUAUCCCUUAGAAAGAAAUAUAUUUCAAGAUGAUGAAUUCAUCGCUGGGGAAGAAGUCCAGAUUCCUGCGCCUGCCAACCAACCGAAACAACAGGAACCCGAAAAGAGAGUUCAGACUGAAGAGGACCUUGAUACUAUUGAAACUGGUGUCCAUGAGCCUAUUAAAACUGCAUUUAGUGUGUCUCCAAGGGAUAUCCAUCACAUACCUGAGAAGAUGAAAACAUUGUCUCGUGGGCAAAAACCGUGUGUUGCUAGUCUUGUGACAGGAUCUCCAUAUAAAAACGAAUUAGAAGCUUACAUAGAAGAGACAAAAGUUGCAGCUAAUCUUCGUGGCUGUGGACGCAGAUGAGGGAAAUUGACAGCUAUCAAAAGGAACUUGACUUAUGAUAUAUCACAGCCAUCUUGUUCUGGAACCCAAACCCAAACUUGUAGUAGAGGGCGUGGUGCAUCUGGUCAUGGAAGAGGCGUUAGUAAGAAUAGUCGACAGUAAAAGAAAACUUUGAUUAAGUAAGAAGAAAUGGACAGUGAUGACUCAGAUUGUGUUUACGACGACGUCAUGGGGCCCUCGACUGGUUCUGGUGAUUCUCCAUGUGACCUUCUGGUUGGUGAACUCCAGCCAGAUAAAGACGAUGCUCUUUGCCUAUUCUGUGACGGGAAGUUUUCAAAUGAUGUUCAUGGUGAAUUAUGGGUGCAACACCUAAUGUGCUCUUUAUGGGCUCACAACAAGUGUGCAAAGGUGGAGAAGGAGGACUAUGUUUGUGACUUCUGUCACUAGUACUGUGCUACUUUAUACUUUUAUGGUUUUAUAUUUCAUAAUAAAUGCAUAUUAUAAUGAAGCAAUUCUUCAGUUUUCUUGCCACAGAAAAUCCUUAAAAUAUACUGGGAGUCCAUAUUACAAACACCAUAGGAACCAUAUUAACUGCACAUUUUGUUCGCAGUCAAAUUUAUCAUAUUUGGGAAACAAAAUAAUAAUAAAUAUAUUAAAACAUUUCAAGGAAUUUAUCAAUAUAUUGUCUUAGUUAACUGUAAGUAGAGUAUAACUAUAUCAAUUAAGGUACUACUAUUGUAUUAGUAUACAAUAUUUUAUUCAAAAACAAACUGGGGGUCCAUAUUACCACCACUUCCUCUAAUUUUGUAUAUGGAAAGCCAAAUGAAUGUCCAGAAAAAAGUUUUGUAACGGGGAUCAACAUCUGAAUUUGAGGUGAUUGUUUUGGGCCAUGUGGAAGGAUGUCUUAUGAACAAGUGCUCGCAACUUGCCCAUGAAAUAUGCACUUCACGAACAGUGUGGGCAAGCUGGUGGCAACGAACGUGCAGACCAACUGGUGAAUAUUGUGUGGCAUGCACUUCCUACUGACAUACAUACAGUGAUUUUCAUAGCAUACUCGCCCAACAAGCAAGAACGGAAUGGACAAUGUUAGUGGACAUGGAUCAUAAAAUCAAUGACACAUGAAAUUAGGUGAUUCAGUUUCUCUAUCAGUGCUCACGAGAAAAGAUAUUGCUAUUAUUAACAGAACAAGACCCUCUUCAAGCUCUUAUUCCUGCCUCAUUAAGGAGGACAUUCAAUGUAUGCUAAUAGAUAUUGAUAAAUAAAAUCAUCCACGAAAAAUUACGCUGUACAACACCUGUAUUUUAAAAUAAAUAGGGUUUAUUUUUCUCUUAGAGUAGCUCUUGGCUCUGUGAAUAGAUCCUUACGAAAGUAUCUUGUAUUUUCUCCAUUUUUUUGAACAAGCGCUUUUAAAUUUGAAGCGUUUUUCUUAUAAUUCAUUAUGUAUACUUUCAGCAUAAAAUGAAAAUCCUGGGCCUUUUUGGGGGCUUUUUUAACAAAUCAGACAGAGUACAAGUGUGACUGAACACACAGUGUGUGCACCUAAGACUCCUAACAAUGGGCGUCCACAGCCGACGAUCCACACAUGUACCAAUGUUAACACCAGGGCAUCAGCAACUAUGACUAAGAUAGGUAUGUGACCAUCAUUAUUGAACGUAGGGUCAGUGGCAGAGUUUUGCAUGGUCUGACGAAUCCCGAUACCUCCUUCAUCAGGGCAGUAGGAGGUCACAAAUCUGUCGUCUUCCAUGGGAACACUACCAUGACACCUGUGUUGCAAGAGGGAGGCAAGCUGGUGACAGCUCCAUUAUUCUCUGGGCAGCAUUCAUGUGGCCAACUGUAGGUUCAAUGGAGCUCGUGCAGCCACCAUGAUGGCCAAAAGUAUCAUACAUGGAUUACAAAUCACGUACACCCCUUCAUGAUGAUUGUAUUUCCUGAUGGCAGUGGCAUUUUUCAACAGCAUAAUGCGCCAUGUCACAAGGCCAGGAAUGUAAUGGAGUAGUUCGAGGAACACAGUGGUGAGUUCCAGUUUAUGUGUUGGGUCCCCAACUUGGCAAAUCUGAACCCGAUCAAAUGCAUGUGGGAUGUGACUAAAUGAGCAUUAGAGCUCAUAGCUCGCUCCCUGGAAUUUAAGGGACUUAGGUGACGUGUGCAGAUGUGGGGGCCAACACUCUCCAGGCAACUCGUAAAGUGGAAUAAUGAAAUUUCCCACUAUCUGCUUGAGACUUUUCAUGAAAAACUCAGACCCUCACUAUUAAAAUGGCAAGUCUGGUUACACAUAGGUAAGGGCAGGCAAGGCAUUAUGACGAGUUUACACUUUAUCAAGGAUGACAGUAGAAGUGCAUCCACAUUUGGGAUCAUUAAACACAUGCAGCCGAACUCAAUUGUUAUAAUACCGAAUAGUGAUCAUGGUCCCUCUGUCUGCUGUGCUCGCUCAGCAAGACUGUUGGGAAGGUUAUUCUCAAAUGCUUCAGAGGCUAUGCAUAAUGAACUCACAGCUCUCAAACAGACUGUAUAUGGCACUGAUUAAACCUCUGAAGAGGUAGCACCUACAGUGGCAAAAGCAGGUCAUUUAAUACAAGGUUUAUUUUCCCACUGUUAUGUAUCCCAUAUAUUCUUCAGGUACCAUUAAAAAAACCUAUUCUCACUGUAUGAAAUUUGCUACUACUGCAAUACUGUGGGUGGAUCACUUUACCUCACAUUUCAACAUUCAUCUAACAGACUGCUUGCUUUAAGAUAGUGUGUAAGAAUGAAAGAUGUAGUUCAGAAUGAUAUUAUUUCCUAUUAGCUGCAUGGGAUAAUUCAUGGGAAACAGAGAGUGCAAUUACAGCGGUAAAUAAACUUGCAUGCACGUAGAGACAGGCAUGACAUUAUGACGAGUUAACAGUGUAUCGAAGAACACAGGAAAAGUGCAUUCACAUCUGUGGUAGUUCAAGGCACAUAACUCCACUCAACCAUUACAAAAGUGAGCCACGGUCACAGCCCUCUGCAAAAUUACUAACUCCUCAGUCUGCAGUGUGCACUCAUUAACAUAACUCUCAUGUGUAUCACAGGCUAUGCACACUAGAAAAGCAACAUUGGAACAGACUGUACAUGAGACUCUUUAAACCUCUGAUGAUGUAUUCUGAUCCAGUGUAAAGAGCGGGUAUUUCCUACAAGAUUUAUGUGCCUCUUGUAUGUAUACUGUAAAUGCUUGAGGCACUGGUAACAAAAAAUAAUCACUGUUCUCACUGUAUGAAAUUUGCUAUCAUUGUAAGACUGUGGGUGGAUAUUUUAUCCAAAAAUUUAUUAUUAAGUAUUAUUAUAACUGGCAUUUCAACAUGUAUCUCACACAUUCUUGUUUUAAGAUAUAGUGUAAGAAUGCACAGUUGUUGUUCUGAAAGACAAAAUUUCCUCCUAAUUGUUUGGGAUAAUUCAUCGCAAACCCAAAGCACCAUUAUAGUAUGGGUGAGUCUCGUUGCACACAUGUGAAACAGGUGUGAUGUUAUGAAGUGUCCACACUGUACCAAAGAAGAAAAAAGCCAUGUAUUGACUUUUGAUAUCAUUUCAGGCAUGCAACAAAACUCAACCAUUAUGAAAGGAGGCAGCCAUCUUGGCUUUUCACACAAAAUUACUGACCCAUCAAUCUGCAGUGCUCUCACAGCUGGACUGUUGAGAAGCUUAUCCUCAAAUGUCUCAUGAGGAACUGCAUCAACAACAACACCUUAAGAAUGGAGAAAUUUGUAUUCAGGUAUUACCACUCCUAGAACAUGACGAAUACUCCACAUAGUACAACAUAUUACACAUGGCUCCAACAACAAUUAAGCCUCAGGUGCUGUGGGAUUAUUUGUUGACAAGUGCAAGGCAGUUCUGUCCACUUUCAAUCGGAAACAACUGCUCAAACAUCAAAACUGCACACAAAUAACACCACACACACCACAAAACCUUACUUUGCAAAGAUUAGGUACCUCAGUGUCUGGUGGGGCCAUAAACUAACAUUGGAGGACAACAAACAAACAUAGCCAAUAGAAUAAACUUGAAGCUCUAACAACUUUAUCCAAUGCUCAACAGGUCAAGCACACUGGAUAGAAGGGUGUCAAGGUCCAAGUACAUGACACUGAUUACACCUUUGAUGAUUUAUGCAGCUCCAAUGGAAGUGAAGGUCUCAUUUCCUACAAGAUAUGUGUGCCCCUCUAUGUAUGCUGUAAAUGGUUGUAGCACUGUUAACAAAAGUAAUCACUGACCUCAAAGUAUGAAAUUUGUUAUCACUGUUAGAUUCUGGGUGGAUUACUUUUCCAAAAUUUUAUUAUCAUCAUUUUAACUGGCAUUUCAGCAUGCAUAUCAUGCAAUCUUCCUGUAAGAACCUGUAAACAGUGAAAAGUUGUUUCCUGGAUUGAUGAAAUUUACAAUUAGCUGCUUGAGAUAAUUCACAAGUCUGGUCCCACACAUGUGAAGACAGACAGGGCAUUAUGAUGAGUUCACACCGUCUCAGAGAUAUCAGUACAAGAGCAAAACUUUUGUGAUUGUUUGGUACAUAUAACAGAAGUAAAGAAUUAUAUAACCAUGCCAACAUCAUGACCUUUCAGUUUCCAUGCUCACCCAGCGAGAUUGUUGCAAGGGUGAUUCUCAAAUGUCUCACAGACUAAGCAUAUGGGACAGGAAUACUUGAAAAAGAUUUUAAAUGACACUGACUAAUCAUUUGAUGAUGUAGCAGCUACAGUGAAAACAGUAGGUCAUUUAACACGAGAUUUAUGUUCCCACUAUAUGCAUCCCGUAUAUACCUCAGGUUUUUUUAAAAAAAGCAGCACUAUUCUCAAUGUAUGAAAUUUGCUAAUACUGGGCAGAUCACUUUACCUCACAUUUCAACAUUCAUCUAACAGACUGCUUGCUUUAAGAUAGUGUGUAAGAAUAAAAGGUGUAGUUCGGAAUGAUAUUAUUUCCUAUCAGCUGCAUGGGAUAAUUCAUGGGAAACAGAGAAUGCAAUUACAGCGGUAAAUACACUUGCAUGCAUGUAGAGACAGGCAUGACAUUAUGACGAGUUAACAGUGUAUCGAAGAACACAGGAAAAGUGCAUUCACAUCUGUGGUAGUUCAAGGCACAUAACUCCACUCAACCAUUACAAAAGUGGGCCACUGUCACAGCCCUCUGCAAAAUUACUAACCCCUCAGUCUGCAGUGUGCACUCAUUAACAUAACUCUCAUGUGUAUCACAGGCUAUGCACACUAGAAAGGCAACAUUGGAACAGACUGUACAAGAGACUCUUUAAACCUCAGAUGUAUUCUGAUCCAGUGUAAAGAGCGGGUUAUUUCCUACAAGAUUUAUGUGCCUCUUGUAUGUAUACUGUAAAUGCUUGAGGCACUGGUAACAAAAAAUAAUCACUGUUCUCACUGCAUGAAAUUUGCUAUCAUUGUAAGAUUGUGGGUGGAUAUUUUAUCCAAAUUUUUUUUAUUAAGUAUUAUUUUAACUGGCAUUUCAAAAUGUAUGUCACACAUUCUUGUUUUAAGAUAUAGUGUAAGAAUGCACAGUUGUUGUUCGCAAUGACAAAAUUUCCUCCUAGUUGCUUGGGAUAAUUCAUCACAAACCCAAAGCACUGUUAUAGUAUGGGUGAGUCUCGUUGCAUACAUGUGAAACAGGCGAGAUGUUAUGAACUGUUCACACUGUGCCAAAGAAGAAAAAAGCCAUGUAUUGACUUUUGAUAUCAUUUCAGGCAUGUAAAAAAACUCACUCGUUAUAAAUGGAGGUCACCACCUUGGCUUUUCACACAGAAUUACUGACCCAUCCGACUGCUGUGCUCUCACAGCUAGACUCUUGAGAAGCGUAUCCUCAAAUGUCUCAUGAGGUACUGUGUCAACAACAACACCCUGAGACUGGAUAAAUUUGUAUUCAGGAAUCACCACUCCUAAAACACAAUUAAUUCUCCACGUAGUACAACAUAUUACACAUGGCUACAUCACCAAUUAUGCCACAGGGACUGGCGGGGAAGGGGAGGGGGAGAAGGGGCUGCGGGGGGGGGGGGGGGGGGGGGAGGAGUGUAUUCAUUGACAAGUGAAAAGCAGUUCCGUCCAGUUUCAAACUGAAACAACUGUGGAAACCACAAAACUCUACACAAAUAACACCAUCCACAGCCCAAUACAUUCCAGUGCAAAAGUUAGGUACCUCACUGUUUGGCUCGACCAGAAACUAACACUGGGGGACAACAAGUGAACAUAACCAACAAGGCUCGUACAAUUUUACCUAAUGCUCAACAGUCACAGCACGCUGGUUAGAAGGGUGUUGAGGUCCAAGUACAUGACACUGAUUAGGCCUUUCAUGAUGUACACAGCUCCAAUGGAAGAAAAGGUCAUUUCCUACACGAUAUGAGUGCCCCUUGUAUGUAUAGUGCAAAUGGUUGAGGGACUGUUAAAAUAUAAUCACUGUUGUCAUUGUAUGAAACUCGCUACUGCUGUAUAUUGUGGGUGGAAUUCUUAUCCAAAAGAUUAACAUUCUAUAUUAUUUUUCAUAGCAUUUCAACAGGCAUUACAUGCAUAUCUUGCUUUGAGAUACCACGUAAUAAGAAGAGUUGUACUUUGGAAUCAUGAAAUUUCCUAAUAGCUGCUUGGGAUAAUUCAUGGGAAAUCCAGACUACACUAUUAAAUGUGCAGGUCUAGUUGACCACAGGCACAUACAGGCAAGACAUUAUGAUGAGAUAUGACUGUAAUAAAUACGACAGCAUGAGUGCAUCAACUUUUGUGAUAGUUCAAUACAUGCAACCCAACUCAACUAUUACAAAAGUGGGCAAUCAACAUGGCCCACCUCGAAAAAUUACUGACCCCUCAAUCUGCGGUCUGCACUAAGCAAGACUGUUGAGUAGACGAUUCUCAAAUGUCUCACACACUAUGCACACUGAAACGGCAACUCUCGAACAGAUUGUACAUGGCACUCAUUAAACCUCUGAUGGUGCAGCAGCUCCAGUGGCAAGAGCAAGUCAUUUAAAAAGACAUUUAUGUGCCCACCGUAUGUGUCGUGUAAAUAGUUAAGGCACCCUUAACAAGAAAUAAUCACUGUUCUCAAGGUAUGGAAUUUGCUAUCGGUGUAAGAGUGUGGGUGGAUCAUUUAUCUGAAAUUUAUUAAGUUUCAUUUUAUCUGAAAUUUCAGCAUGUGUCACACACACUUCUUGUUUUAAGGUACUGUGUAAGAAUGGAAAGUUGUAGUUUGGAAUGAAGAAAUGUCCUCCUAGCUGGUUGAAUAACUCAUGGGAAACCCAGACCACCAUUGUUAACAGUGUAAGUCUAGUUGCGCUUAACUAGAGACUUGCAGAAUAAUAUGACGAGUUAACACCGUGUUGAAAAUGACCGAAGAUUGCAUCCACUUUUGUGAUCGUUCAAUGCAUGCAAUCGAACUAAACCACUACAUAAGUAAGCAAUGAUGGCUUUCCCUAUAAAAUUACUGACCCAUCAGUCUGCUGUGCUCUCACAAGUAGACUCUUGAGAAGCUUAUCCUCAAAUGUCUCAUGAGGGGUACUGUGUCAACAACAACACCUCGAGAGUCGAGAAAUUCGUAUUCAGGAAUCACCACUCCUGAAACACAAGUCCUCCACGUAGUAAAACAUAUUACACAUGGCUACACCACCAAUUAAGCCACAGGGGCUGUGGAGGGCAUUCAUCGACAAGUGCAAAGCAGUUCUGUCCACUUUCAAACUGAAACAACUGCAGAAACCACAGAACUGUACACAAAUAACACCACCCACAGCCCAAUAUACUCCUUUACAAAAGUUAGUUACCUCAGUGUAUGGCUGGACCAGAAAUAAACAUUGGGGGACAACAAAUGAACAUAACCAAUAAAACAAAUUGAAGGCUCAAACAAUUUUACCCAAUGUUCAACAGGCAAAUCACACUGGAUAGAAGGGUGUUGAGGUCCAAGUACAUGACACUGAUCACACCUUUGAUGAUGUAUGCAGCUCCAAUGGAAGCGAAGGUCAUUUCCAACAAGAUAUGUAUGCCCCUUGUAUGUAUGCUGCAAAUGGUUGAGGCACUGUUAACAAAAGUAAUCACUGCUCUCAAAGUAUGACAUUUGCUAUCGCAGAACAUACCAUUUAAUACAAUACUGAUGUCCCUCCUGAUAGUAUAUUGUAAAUGCUCGAGGCAUCAUUAACCUGUGAGAUUGUCAAUGGAUUAAGUAUCCAAAAAUUUAAUAAUACAUAUUAUUUAAACAUUCUUGAAAUACUCUUGUUUUAGGCACAGUGUAAGAAUGAAAUGAUAUUGUUUGGAUUGGUGAAGUUUUCUCCUAGCUGCUUGGAAUAAGUCAUGGGAAACCCAGAAUCCUAUUAAAGGCACAAGUCCAGUCGUAUGCUGGUGUGACAGGCAGAACAUUAUGACAACUUUACACUGUAUCAAAUAUGAUAGUAGAAGUUCCUAAAGUUUUGUGAUCGUUCAGUGCAUGCUACUGCACUCAGACAUUAUAAGAACAUGGCUUUAUCAUGGUCUUUACCACAAAAUUAUCAGCUCUUCAGUUUGAUGUGCUUGCUCAGCAAGAUUGUAGGGUUGGUGAUUCACAAAUGUCUCACCGGCUAUGUAUACUGAACAGGUAACCUCAAAACAAUUGUACAUGGGGCUCAAUAAACCUCUGAUGAUGUAACAGCUCCAGUGGAAGGAGCAGGUCAUUUAAUAUAAGACUGAUGAGCCCCAGAAUGUAUCCUAUAAGUACCUGAGGCACCAUUAAAAAUUAAUAAUCACAGUUCUCACUGAAUGAAUUUUGCUAUUGCAGUAAGAUUGUGGGGGGGGUUAACUAUCCAACAAUUUAUUACUGUCUAUCACUUUACCUCACAUUUUAACAUGCAUCUCACAGUCUUCUUGUUUAAGAUACCAUGUAAAAAUGAAGAGUUGUUCUUCUGAAUGAUGAAAUUAUCUAAUAGCUGAUUGGGAUAAUUCAUGCAAAGGCUAAAUCCACCUAUAAACGAGACAAGUCCAGUUGCAUGUGGGUACAGACAGGCAACAUAUUAUGAGGAGUUAAGACUGUAUUGAAGUAGAAAGCUGAAGUGCUUCAGCUUUUGGAAAUGUUCAAUGUAUGCAACCACACUCAACCGUCACAAGAGUGCCAUCAUCAUGGCCCUCACCACAAAAUUACCGACCCUUCAGUCUACUGUGCUUACUCAGCAAGACUUUUGGGAUGAUGAGUCUCAAAUGUCUCACGGCCUAAGAAUACCAAAAAGGCAACUCUCAAACCGACUGUAUAUGGCACUAAUUAAAGAUCUGAUGAUAUAGCAGUGCCAAUGGGAAGAACAGAUCUUUUAAUACAUUAUUGAUGUGCCCCCUGCAUGUAUAUUGUAAAUGAUUCAGGCUCUAUUAACAAAAUAUAAUCACUGUACUAACUGUAUGAAAUUUGCUAUUGGAGAACAAGACCAAUUAACUAUUAUCCAAAAAUUUAUUGUUAUGUAUGUGGUUCAGAAUGAUGAAAUUUCCUAAUAGAUCCUUGGGAUAAUUCAUGGGAAAUCCAGAUCCCCACUAUUAAAUGGGCAAUUCUAAAUGCACACACAUAAAGACAGGCAGUACAUUAUGAUGAGUUCACACUGUGUCGAAGAUAACUGUAUAAUUGCAUCAACCUUUGGGAUUGUUAAAUGCAUGCAACUGAACUGCAGAAUUAUAUCACCGCCAUGGCCUUUCAAUCAACGUGCUCACUUAGAAAGGUGAUUCUCAAAUGUCUCAGAGGCUAAGAAUACCAAAGAGGCAACUCUAAAACAGACUGUACAUAUGUGGCACUGAUUAAACCUCUGAUGAUGUGGCAGCUCAGGAGGAUAGAACAUGUCAUUUAUACAAGAUCUGAUAUGCCUCCUGACUGUAAAUUCUAAAUGCUUGAGGCACCUUUAACCUGUGAGAUUAUCAAUAGGUUGACUAUCCAAAAAUUUAAUAAUACAUAUGAUUUAAAUUUCCAUAUCGACAUUCAUCACAUAGUCUUCUUGUUUUAAGCAGAGUGUAAGAAUGAAAUGUUAUUGUUUGGAAUAAGGUAAUUUCCUAAUAGCUGCUUGGGAUAAUUCAUGGGAAAACAGCACAAGCUUUUGAACUGAAGAAUGAUAUAACUGUGCCAACAUCAUGGCCUUUCAGUUUCUAUGCUCACUCAGCAACACUGUUGGGAAGGUGAUUCUCAAAUGUCUCAAAGGUAAUCAUACAGAACAGAAAUGUCUAAAAAAAAUAAUUAAAUGACGCUGAUUGAACCUCUGAUGAUGGUGCAGCUUCAGUGAAGAGAGCAGGUUAUUUAACAAAAGAUUUUUGUGCCUGCUGAAUAAAUAAAUAGGCUAAGAAUACCGAGCAUGCAUCUCUGAAACAAAUUCUACAAGGCACUGAUUAAACCUCUGAUGAUGUGGCAGCUCAAGUGGAUAGAACAUGACAUUAAUAAUAGAUUAAUGUGCCUCCUGAUUGUAUAUUGUAAAUGCUUGAAGCACCAUUAACCUAUGAGAUUGUCAAUGGAUUAAAUAUCCAGAAAUAUAACACCACAUAUCAUUUAAACUGUGACAUCAAGAUUAAUCAAAUACAUGCCUUAUUUUAGGCACAGUGUGAGAAUGAAAUUUUAUUGUUCAGAAUGAUGAAAUUUCUUAAUAACUUCUUGAGAUAACUCAUGGGAGGCCAAAAACCUAUUAAAGGGGCAAAUCUAGUUGCCCAAAUAUAAAGACAGGCAAGGCAUUAUUACGAGUCCACACUGCACCAAAGAAUAUGCAUGCAACAGAACUCAACCACUGUAACAAUAUGCCAUCCUUAUGGGACACAUGGGAAAGUUACUGACCCAAUUAUUGUGCUGUUCUAACCACAAAAGAUUAUUCGGAUGGUGAUUCUCUAAAGUCUCACUGCCUAAGCAUACCAAAACUGCAGCUGUCAACCCGAUUGUACAGGGCAUUACUUUUGGAAUUGUUUGGUGAAUGCAACCAAACUGAGGAAUUAUAUAACUGUGCCAACAUCAUCGCCUUUCAGUUUCCAUGCUCACUGCAUUGUUAAGGAAGAUAAUUCUGAAAUGUCUCACAGGCUAAAGAAUACCACAAAGGCCUACUUAGCUUCGUUGCAUGACACUGAUUAAACCUCUGACAAUGUGGCACCACAGGUGCAGAGAACAUGACAUUAAUAAUAGUUUGAUGUGCCUCCUGAUUGCAUAUUGUAUGUGCUUCAGGUACAAUUAACAUGUGAGACUGUCAUUGGAUUAAGUCUCCAAAAAUUUAAUAAUACAUAUCAUUUCAAUUGUCAUAUCAACAUACAUCAAAUACAGUUUUUGUUUUACGCACAGUGUAAGAAUGGAAUGUUAGUGUUUGGAAUAGUGAAAUUUCCUAAUAACUUCUUGGGUACUUCACGGGAGACCUAAAAGCUUUUAAAGUGGUGAGUUCUUCUUGCACGCAUGUAAAGAUAGUCAAGGCAUUAUGAACAAAUCUACUCCGCAUCGAAGUCAACAACAGAUAUUCAUUAACUUUUGCACUCGUCCAAUUCAUGCAACUGACCUCAACCAUUCUAAAUGUAUGCUAGUAUCAUGGCACACAUGGGAAAAUUACUGAAUCCUCAGUCUGCUGUUCCUCCCCAGAAAGAUUGUGGGCAUGCUCUUUCCCUAAUGUCUCACUCACUAAGCAUACCAAAGCUGCAACUGUCAAACCGGCUGUACAUGGCACUGAUCAACCUCUGAUGAUGCAGCACGCCCAGUGGAAUGAAAACCUCAUUUAAGACAAGAUUUAUGUGCCCACUUUAUGUAUCCUAUAAAUGAUUGAGGUAACUUUAAGAAAUAGGAAUGACGGUCCUCACUGCAUGAAAUAUGCCAUUCUGAAAGAUUGUGGGAGGAGUAAUUAUCCUAAGAUUUGUUAUUACAUACCAAUUUCCCUGGGACUAUCAGAUCCAUGUCAUCAACCUAUUGUUUUACAAUUCCGUGUACAAAUGAAGAGUUGUAGUUCUGAAUGAUGAAAUACCCUAAUGGCACCUUGGGAUAAUUCAUGGGUCAAGUAGGUACCCAGUAUGGAAGGGUCAAUUUUAAAUGCACACAAGUAAGGACAGACGGGACAUUAUCACCAGUUCAAACCCUAUCAGAGAUAACUGUUGACCUGCAUCAACUUUUGGUGAUUAUUCAGUGAAUGUAACAAAACUCAGGAAUUAUACAACUGUGCCAACUACGUGGCCUUUCAGUUAUCAUGCUCAAUCAGCUACAUUGUUAGGACAAUAACCGACAAAUAUCUCAGAGGCUAAGAAUACUGGCCACGGAACACUGAAACCGAUUGUACACAGCACUGAAUAAACCUCUGAUGAUGUGGCACCUCAAGAGGAUACAACAUGACAUUAAUAACAGAUUGUUGUGCUUCCUGACUGCAUAUUGUAAAUGCUUGACGCACCAUUAACCUAUGUGGUUGUCAAUGUAUUAACUAUCCAAAAAUUUAAUAAUACGUAUCAUUUGAACUCUCAUAUCAACAUUCAUCGUGUACAUGUCGUUUGAGGGACACAGUAAGAAUAAAGUGUUUUAAUUUCGAAUGAUGAAAUAUCCUCACAACUGAUUGGAUAAUUCAUGGGAGACACAAAAGCUAUUAAAAGGGCAAGUCUAGUUGCACGAUUCUAAAGACAAGCAAGACGUCAUGACGAUUCCACACCGCAUUCAAACAACAUUAGAAAUUCCAUCAACUUUCGCAACUGAUCAAUGCAUGCAACUGAAUUCAAUAACUGUAACAUUUUGCCAUCAUUUGGGCCACAUGGGAAAAUUACUGAACCCCUCAGUCUGCUGUUCCUGCCAAGAAAGAUUAAUGGCAUGGCCAUUCUCUAAUGUCACACUGCCUAAGGAGACCAAAACUGCAACUGUCCCCAAAAUCUGUACAUGGCACUGAUUAACCUCUGAUGACGUAACAGUGCUAGUGGAAUGAUAAGGUCAUUGAAUACAAGAUUUGUGUGUCCACUGUAAGUAUCCCAUAAAUGCUGAAGGCACCUUUAUGAAUUAAUUAUCAUGGUCCUCACUGUAUGAAAUUAACCAAUCCUGUAAUAUUGUACGAGAAUCAAUUACACCUAAAAUUUACUAUUACAUAUCACUUUUGCUUGCAUUUAGCAUGCAUUUACUCGGCUUAUUGUUUUAAGAUUCCGUGUAACUAUGGAGAGUUAUAGUUACGAAUGAUAAAGUUUCCCAAUGGCUCCUUGGGGUAAUUCAUGUGUCAUCAAGAAACCCACUAAGAAAGGGGCAAUUCUCAAUGCCUAUAGGUAAAGACAGGCAAGACUUAAUCACCAAUUCACACACCAUUGUACAUAACAGUAGAACUGCAUUACUUUAGGAAUUGUUUGGUGAAUGCAACCAAACUGAGGAAUUAUACAACUGUGCCAUCAUCGCCUUUCAGUUUCCAUGCUCACUGCAUUGUUAGGAAGAUGAUUCUCAAAUGUUUCACAGGCUAAAGAUUACCACAAAGGCCUAUUCAGUUUCGUUGCAUGACACUGAUUAAACCUCUGAAAUUGUGGCACCACAGGUGCACAGAACAUGACAUUAAUAAUAGUUUGAUGUGCCUCCUGAUUGCAUAUUGUAUGUGCUUCAGGUACAAUUAACAUGUGAGACUGUCAUUGGAUUAAGUCUCCAAAAAUUUAAUAAUACAUAUCAUUUCAAUUGUCAUAUCAACAUACAUCAAAUACAGUUUUUGUUUUACGCACAGUGUAAGAAUGGAAUGUUAGUGUUUGGAAUAGUGAAAUUUCCUAAUAACUUCUUGGGUACUUCACGGGAGACCUAAAUCUUUUAAAGUAGUGAGUUCUUCUUGCACGCAUGUAAAGAUAGUCAAGACAUUAUGAACAAAUCUACUCCGCAUCGAAGUCAACAACAGAUAUUCAUUAACUUUUGCACUCGUCCAAUUCAUGCAACUGACCUCAACCAUUCUAAAUGUAUGCUAGUAUCAUGGCACACAUGGGAAAAUUACUGAAUCCUCAGUCUGCUGUUCCUCCCCAGAAAGAUUGUGGGCAUGCUCUUUCCCUAAUGUCUCACUCACUAAGCAUACCAAAGCUGUAACUGUCAAACCGGCUGUACAUGGCACUGAUCAACCUCUGAUGAUGCAGCACGCCCAGUGGAAUGAAAACCUCAUUUAAGACAAGAUUUAUGUGCCCACUUUAUGUAUCCUAUAAAUGAUUGAGGUAACUUUAAGAAAUAGGAAUGACGGUCCUCACUGUAUGAAAUAUGCCAUUCUGAAAGAUUGUGGGAGGAGUAAUUAUCCUAAGAUUUGUUAUUACAUACCAAUUUCCCUGGGACUAUCAGAUCCAUGUCAUCAACCUAUUGUUUUACAAUUCGGUG